Molecule: messenger RNA, 765 nt
Organism: Capsella rubella
Lineage: Eukaryota; Viridiplantae; Streptophyta; Magnoliopsida; Brassicales; Brassicaceae
Exons: 3
Coding region: 57-584 (175 amino acids)
Source: RefSeq, a predicted model, not a curated record
AUCAAGAUACGGAUACAACUUCGAGGGAAAGAUAGAGACAAAUUACAAGAAUUGCAAUGGCUUCAAAGCUUGUGAUCAUCAUUGUCUUCAUUUUAGAUCUCAUUGCUGUUGGAUUAGCCAUUGCAGCCGAGCAAAGAAGAAGUGUCGGUACGGUGGUCCCGGACAAAGAGAAGGUUUUUGAGUAUUGUGAGUAUGGCUCAGACAUAGCUACAAGUUAUGGAGCUGGUGCAUUUGUUCUCCUCUUCACUAGUCAAGUCAUUAUUAUGGUGGCUAGCCGGUGUUUCUGCUGCGGCAAAGCUCUUAGCCCCGGUGGUUCAAGAGCUUGUGCUAUUAUGCUCUUCCUCGUUUGCUGGGUGUUUUUCUUGAUUGCUGAGAUAUGUUUGCUUGCGGGAUCAAUCAGAAACGCGUACCACACCAAGUACAGAAGGAUGUGGAACAUCGACAGCCCUCCUAGCUGUGAAGUGAUCCGUAAAGGAGUGUUUGCUGCUGGUGCUUCCUUUGCUCUCUUCACUGCUAUUGUCUCUCAGUUCUACUACAUUUCCUAUUCGCGUGCUCGAGAUGAUUACCGAAACCCAAAUUACUAGUGAGAUCCCACAAGAGAACCUACCCCUUUGAAUGACUUUGUCCAUUUAUCUUCUCACUGCUCAAUAGUAGGAUAUUAAAAUUUGAUGAUGUUAGAGAUUUGCUUCUUGCUUGUAUUCGUUAAGCCUUUGAAUCACAUUUGCUUUUUGGUUUUCUUGUGAUGUAUAAAAUUUUAUUAUAUAA